Mytilus californianus (California mussel) is the source of this 3283-nucleotide messenger RNA. Its product is annotated as proton channel OtopLc-like. Bases 282 to 2168 code for a protein of 628 amino acids. The transcript has 8 exons. The record is from RefSeq and is a predicted model, not a curated record. Gene Ontology annotation, molecular function: proton channel activity. NCBI's taxonomy places the organism in Eukaryota, Metazoa, Mollusca, Bivalvia, Mytilida, Mytilidae. Gene Ontology annotation, biological process: proton transmembrane transport. Gene Ontology annotation, cellular component: membrane.
AGUGUUUAAAGUGCUAUCAUCUUAAUAGAAAUCUGGCUCUUAGUCGUCAGGAUCCGAUUCAUCAUCACAGACAGAGUUAAUAGCUUUAAAGAACCAAUCUGAUACCUCACCAGUAAACAAAGCUUCUUCUGUUUUAUCAAGUUGUAGAAAACCAUUAAAUUUACAAACAGAUAGGAUAUUUAGUGAAGACUUAGCACAUCCUAGGGUAUACUGAUAUCAAUAAUAAAUAAUUUAAGAAUGGCGCUGGCCAUUAGAAGCGAUAAUUGUAAUUCCGGCGAGAGAUGCGUCGUUCAGGGGUUUACAUUGUAAAUGAACCAAAGCAAGAAGAUUCUGAAGCUCUUACAGCAGGAAACGGAAGUCCGGAUCACGUGUUUUUAAAUAAAAUGGAAGAAGAGGGAGACGAUGUCCAAAAUGUACUUACAGAAGAGGAAACACUACCUGUAGAAGCAUCCACCCCUAAAAAGAAGAAAGAGAAAAAGAAGAGAUUACCUUCAGUAUACAGAUCUGCACUUAUCAAGCUUGUAUGUGGAGUGUACGCCUUAAUCAUUAUUGUGCUAGGACUUGUGUUUUCUAUAGCUUCAUCGUUAACGGCAGAGGAAAGGGUUCAUAAAUAUUACCUUGAGGCCUUCCUAGUAUACUUGUAUGUUUUGUCCCUUGGAAUAGUUAUAUAUUUUCAACUAUUUCUGUUGAGUGGAGUUAAAGUGAAAACAAACUACUUCGAACCGAACAUCCGGGUAACAGUAAAACAAGAUGGCAGUGCCAGUGUACAAAAGUCGCCAACAGCUUCGCCGUAUCCCGGAAGAAUUACAGAAAAUAACCACGAAGAAAAAUCAUCUCUUACAGAAGAUGUUGAAAGAAAUGGGGACCAAUUAUCUGUGGGAAGUUAUCACAGUCAUUUCGAAAUGCCACCAGUUGGAGGCGUUGCUCAUGUCGGCGAAGGAAUAAAUUUCUAUCUUCGCCUUGGUGCUUUAGCUUUUGCCUUCGGGAGUGUAACUCUGGAUGGUCUUAACAUUGCCACAUAUUUUGAAACACAGAUGACAGAAACAUGCGAGAGCCAAAUAUUUAUCUUGGUGUAUGCACUCCACCUAUUAUUCACCUUCGUUCAGACAUUUUUCUUGUUCAAGAACCACAAGCUUGUUAUUGACAAGAGUAAACCAAUUGUACGGUUUGGAAUGAUGCACUUAAUGGCAACCAAUAUAUGUGUUGUUAUUGUAACUAUCAUUACGGAAACUGCCGAAGAUUAUCGAUUUGAUUCAUUUGCUGCUCUGAAUAUAACAUCAGGUCUUGUAAAGAGCUGCUACGAGGAAGUCACACUAGCAAGAUCAGCAUCUCCAUACUUAUUUCCUUGUACAAUUAUUUACAGUAUAAUUGCUGCUGGGAUAAUUUAUCGUUUGUAUCAGUAUAUUGGAAAACGAGUCAAACAAAGAUGGCCGAGUCAUACAUCCUUGACUAGCUCCGUUCCUGCUGGUGCAACGUCAAUCGAUUGCGAGAAAGCAAACAAAGGAUUAUUUCUCGGUAUGCUAAUUGCGGUUGUCACCCUUAUUGCGAUUGCCACUUUCUUUGUUUUUGAAAGUAGAAUAAAGGACACCAGUACGGCCAUUAAAAUCCUUUUCACUACGGAAAUUGUUCUCAUGGUGAUAACAAGUAUUGGAAUUAUCUGGGGAUAUGUCCGUCUGGCCAAACUGAAAUUUCUACAGAACAUGUUCUUCUCUGUUGAUUCAGUGCUUCUGUUGGUUGCACUAUCCGGGUCGUUCAUUUACCUUUUCUUCACGUUGAUUUCGGUGUGUUCGAUUACUCAGUCGUUCGAUUCUGUUGUUAUUAUCAACCUGGUAACAAUAAUACUAUCGGUGUGUCAGAUAACUGUUCAGACAGUUUUCAUACUUGAUGGAUUAUGUCGCUGCUCUAAGAAUGAUGACCAGUGCGCAGCAAAACCUGGACGCGCUGUGGUGACAUUUUUAUUAAUAUGUAAUCUGGCGCUUUGGUGUGUUAGCAUGUUUGAAGUGAAGAAGACAAAAGUAUUAUGGUUCCAUGAUGAAUUUUAUGGAAAAUUAGCUUGGAAUAUCAUUACUCAUCAUUGCGUACCUACUGUAAUUUUCUUCCGUUUCCAUUCAGCUAUCUGUCUCUCUAAAAUCUGGUACAAUGCUUAUCAGAAAGAAAAGGCGUCUUAGCUUAGCAAUAAUGAAUGCAAACAAAAUACAUAAAUGGCAUAUGACAAUUUUAUAAUGCCUAGAGGCAGCAUUAUGACAUUUCUUUACUAAACAUUUUACUGGAGGAAAACGGGCAAAUUAAACUUUUGGAUAUAAAACAUUUUACACAUACUAUCAAUGCAAGAACUAUUUUAUUGACAAUUUCUUAAUUGUAUGAUAUUGAAAACAUUUCUUUGAAAUUUUGUUUAUAUCAGUAUACAGGAAAAGUGACGAUUUAUAUGAUUAACUUUGAGUUGAGAAAAAUAUGUAUAUGCUUCUCUUUUCAUUGGCGCGUGUAUAUAUUUGGUGGAUUAAGAUGAAAGCAAACGUUGCCUUGUUUACUUUAUCCAAGAAAACUUGAGAAAAAUAUGCAUAUGUUUCUCUUUCAUUGGUGCAUGUCUCUAUUUGUUGGAUAUAGAUGAAAGCAAACUGUCACGUCUGUGCCUUGUUUAUUUUAUCAAGGAAAACUAUGUAUAUCAACUAUAAACUGUAGAUUUUGUAUAUAUAGUUGACGUUGUUUUUCAUUAUUUAUUCCUAUGUAUACUGGCAAAAUCUAUCAUGUGUGGAAGACGGAAAGACAGAAGACAUUUAUAUGAUUGCAGUCAUUUCUGUGGAAUAAACACUUUUGAAAUGACUAUUUCUUUACCGAAUAUCAAACAUUUGUCAAAUGAUGGUUUAAUAGAGUUCAAUACAUAUUUUAAAUUUCUUAAGUUAAUUAUGCAAAUUGAGAAUGAGUGUAACCAAAGUUCCGACGUGAUUGAAUGUUUAACCUGGCAUCCUGGCCAAACGUCCUCUUCGUGUCAGUACUGUCGAGUAGUGAGCGAGGAUCCCAGGCUAUUGGAUGUUUAAUGAGAAUGAGUAGUUCGAAGUGUUGGAAUGUCCAUUUUCAUUUGUGUUUUGUAAAGAGCUUUUGAUUGCUUGUCAUUUGGAUACCACCAACUUGUGUAUGAAUGUACUCUGUUGCAUUUACCUCAAAUCAUGUCAACUUUAAUAGUUUAGAUCCAUUAUAAAUAUAAAUACCGGUAUUAACUGUAUUUUUAUGUAGUUCAUAAUUUGUAUUUUUAUAACAAUAGCUUAGAAUAAAUUAUAAAUGUAGA